Messenger RNA from Rhodotorula toruloides NP11, 432 nucleotides. Its product is annotated as aldehyde reductase. Gene Ontology annotation, cellular component: cytosol. Lineage: Eukaryota; Fungi; Basidiomycota; Microbotryomycetes; Sporidiobolales; Sporidiobolaceae. The record is from RefSeq and is a predicted model, not a curated record. Gene Ontology annotation, molecular function: aldose reductase (NADPH) activity. The coding region runs from base 1 to 432 and encodes 143 amino acids. The transcript has 5 exons.
AUGUCGUCCCAGCAGUCCGUCCCCAUUGUCCAGCUUCACAACGGCAAGAGCUUCCCCUCCUUGGCUUCGUCGGCUCCAGGUGAGGUCGGCAACGCCGCCUCUGUCGCUCUCAAGGCCGGUUACCGCCACCUCGACCUUGCCAAGGCGCGUCCUGUCUACCAGAACCAGAAGGAGAUUGCGCCCGCGAUUGCCAACUCGGGCGUCCUCCGCGAAGAGAUGUUCAUCACCUCGAAGCUCUGGAACUCGCAGCACCGUCGCGACCUCGUCGAGCCUGCUCUCGACGACACGCUCAAGGAGCUCGACCUCUCGUACCUCGACUUCUACCUGAUCCACCCGCCCCUCCCCUCACCCAAGUGUCCAAAACUGCAACAAACGUUCGUACCUACCUCCCUGCUUCGUGGCGCGACGUUGGGACGAGUUUGGGAGACGUGA